Molecule: messenger RNA, 309 nt
Organism: Penicillium macrosclerotiorum
Lineage: Eukaryota; Fungi; Ascomycota; Eurotiomycetes; Eurotiales; Aspergillaceae
Exons: 2
Coding region: 1-309 (102 amino acids)
Source: RefSeq, a predicted model, not a curated record
AUGUCAUCAAUCAUUGUUUCUCUCAAACACCUCAUCGAUUCUAUCUUUGAGGUCAUAUACUCCAUUUUCAGCACGGCUUUUCAUGCAACAACCGGAGUCAUCACGACCAUAGUCGACUUUUUCGUGGGGAUUGUCCAAACAGCAUUGAGGGCGGCAGGAAACACUCUUGAGGCAAUCGGGGGACUUGGCAAGUUUAUUGCAAGCAAUCUUGUUAUCAUAUUGCUCAUUGCCGGAGGGGUAUAUGGCUAUGUGCAGUAUCAGGGUCGCCAAGGACGGUCUACCAGGGCUUCAAACAAGAAGCUUAACUAA